UUAUUGUCGGGGGUCGUUCUUUUGGCUCGUCGCCGUCUCUCUACCCUCAUCCACUACAAAGGUCAGUGUACUGGAUUUGAUGCGAUCGAGUAGCCGCUAUGCUUCUACUUCUCUUUGAUUCGUCUUGUCAUUGAUCAUCGCGGAGUUGAGGAGGUCCUUUAGAGUUUGCAAUGAAGUGUUUGCCAUUCCUAAAUAGAGAGGUGAAGGAGGAGAUCCAGUUGAGAUUCUCAACAUCACUUCAGUCUAACGACACCACAUCAACUAAUCAUGAUUUCAGAAGAUCAGAAACUGAGUUUAACUCUGAGGAUGUUAUUAUUGCUGCCGAAUCCAUGGGAAGGUCCAACUACCCUAAUUUAACCCAGAGACCAAGCAAUCUCAGGGUUUUCACAUUUUCAGAACUGAAGAAUGCCACGAGGAACUUUAGCAGGUCACUUUUGGUUGGAGAAGGUGGGUUUGGAUGUGUUUACAGGGGAACGAUCAAGAGCCUUGAGGAUCCAAGUACAAAGAUUGAGAUUGCUGUCAAACUAAGUCACAAGGGACUGCAGGGCCACAAGGAAUGGGUGACUGAAGUCAAUGUUCUUGCAGCAGUUGAUCAUCCAAAUCUUGUUAAGUUAAUAGGUUAUUGUGCUGAAGAUGAUGAAAGAGGAAUGCAACGAUUACUUGUCUACGAAUAUUUGCAAAAUAGAAGCGUAGAGCAUCACUUGUCAACUCAAUCAAAGACAACACUUUCUUGGUACAUGAGACUAAGGAUAGCAAUUGAUUCUGCACGUGGACUGGCAUACUUGCAUGAGGGAAUGGAUUUCCAGAUUAUUUUCCGAGAUUUCAAAUCCUCUAACAUCCUUUUAGAUGAAGAUUGGAAUGCGAAAUUGUCAGACUUUGGCUUAGCUAGACAAGGUCCAACAGAAGGAAUAACUCAUGUCACAACAGCUGUUGUCGGAACUGCGGGCUAUGCUGCUCCUGAGUAUAUACGCACCGGCCGUCUUACUGCCAAGAGUGACAUAUGGAGCUACGGAGUCUUCCUAUAUGAACUUAUCACCGGCCGACGACCAAUAGAUCGAAACAGGCCUAAAAGUGAACAGAAGCUCUUAGAAUGGGUCAAACCUUACUUAUCAGAUACUAAAAAGUUCAGGAAGAUCAUAGACCCAAAGCUAGAGGAUGAAUACUCAUUAAAAUCUGCAGCAAAGCUUUCUUCUGUGGCAAAUCGAUGUCUACGGCGGCAAAGCAAGUCCAGACCCAAAAUGAGUGAAGUGUUGAUGAUGGUCCAACAAAUUAUGGAAAUCCCAGAAAUCGGAGCUCCACAGGCUCCUUUAAGGCAUCCAGAUUUAGAACAAGGGGACCAAAGGACAGCAAAGAAGAAAGGUCUAAAGCAACCCAUUGGUGACUGGAAAAUAGGGAAAGGUAUUCAGUUAGUGUGGCAGGGUUGGAAGCCAACAAAGAUAUGUUGAUUACUAUGUCGACGAUGAUGCUGAUGGAAUCUUAAGUGUAAGGAUUAGUGAUGUACGUUGUAGGAUUAGUUCAGGUUGGUGUAGAUCUGAAUGGCAGUGCAUUUGGAAACUUGCCGAGCAUUUAAAUUCAUUUUCUUCGCGGCCAAAUGGAGUCUUGCAGGUUCAGUUCCUAUCCAGAUUGUUACGAUAAUUUUUCGCAAAUUGUCUGAUCGAUGAUAUAUCAGUGGCUCUCCUCUUUGCCACACUCAGUUACAGAUUCAAGUUCUCUUUUGGCGGGAAACUUUGUGGCCGGAGAAGCGAAAUUUGAUGUCCUAUGAUUCAAGAAGUAGACGAUAUGUGAACUGAGUAGGGAUCGAAAUGAUAUGCAAGUUCUUCUGACAUCAUUCAAAUACAACAAUGUGUGGAUAAGAUCUUGGUGUUUUUAGCUUCUUGAUGUUGGUGUUACUUGUUCCUUAGUUGCUCUUCGGGGGCGAAAGGAGGAGGAAGGUUGUGGGAUCGGUGAGCCCGGCGACGGUGUGAGCCCGAUGGGAAUCGGGUUGGGUUUGUGUCAUGUCCAAUCAGUUAAAAUAUGAACAAGGUGAGGAGGCAUGUGAAUGAGGCUUUGCCAUGAGUAUGGAAUGAUUAAGUAUGAUAUCGACUUGAGUUUGAAUUUGAA
Messenger RNA from Zingiber officinale, 2100 nucleotides. RefSeq names its product serine/threonine-protein kinase PCRK1-like. NCBI's taxonomy places the organism in Eukaryota, Viridiplantae, Streptophyta, Magnoliopsida, Zingiberales, Zingiberaceae. Gene Ontology annotation, molecular function: protein kinase activity; ATP binding. The coding region runs from base 171 to 1445 and encodes 424 amino acids. The transcript has 5 exons. The record is from RefSeq and is a predicted model, not a curated record. Gene Ontology annotation, biological process: protein phosphorylation.